AUGAAAAUUGUUAGAGAAAGAAUUGAUGUCCGUUUAGUUACAGAUGAAGAUAAAAUAAUUAAAUUAGCUUCAAAACCUAACUACAAAAGAACCAUAAUGUAUAACAAAGAGUUAUCGGCUUUAGAAAUGGAGAAAACAAAUAUUAUACUCGAUAAAUCUAUUUGUUUUGGUUUCGCUAUUCUUGAACUAAGUAAGUAUUCGAUGUUCGACUUUCAUUGCAUUGUUAUGCCGGCGAAAUAUGAUGAUAAUAUUAAUUUGUACUGUUAA
Molecule: messenger RNA, 267 nt
Organism: Auanema sp. JU1783
Lineage: Eukaryota; Metazoa; Nematoda; Chromadorea; Rhabditida; Rhabditidae
Source: the annotation of a GenBank genome assembly